AUGCGACUCGUCAAUCGCUCUUACCAGAAGAAUGGAGAAGGCCACGCAAAACUGGUUCCAGAGGAAGGGGAGGACAUGUGGCAUGUGUACAACCUCAUCAGGGAGGGGGACAGAGUGACUGCCACCACAUUCAGGAAGAUUGCCCGCGACAGCGGAGCAGGCAGCGAGUCAGAGCGUGUGCGCAUCAAGUUGACUGUGCAGGUAGAGGGCGUUGACUUUGAUCCAGAAGGUCAGAGCAUUCGGUUACGGGGCAAGAACUUGACGGAGACGGAGCAUGUCAAGCUGGGGGCGUACCACACGCUGGAGCUCGAGCCGCAGAGGGCCUUCACGCUUGAAAAGGCCUCAUGGGAUUCCUUGGACAUAGAGCGCAUCAAACAGGCCUGCGACCCUGCAGCCUCCGCAGAUCUGGCCGCGGUGCUAAUCACAGAAGGGUUGGCAAAUGUGUGCCUGGUGGGCUCGAGCACCACCAUACUGAAGGCAAAGGUGGAAGCAAAUUUGCCUCGCAAGCGCGGCGCAGCUGCUGCCGGGUAUGACAAGGCCCUUGAGUCCUUCUUCAACAAGGUAUUUGCAGCUGUCACGCGGCACGUGGAUUGGAGCAUAGUGAGGUGCCUGGUCAUAGCAGGACCCGGCUUCACAAAAGAGGAGUUCCGAAAGUACCUCGAUGCAGAAGCGGUCCGAAGAGAUAUCAGGGAAUUGAUCACCAAUAAGCAGAAGGUGAUCACAUCGCAUGCUUCCUCCGCGUACAAGCAUGCGCUCAGAGAAGUGCUAGAAGCCCAGGGCAUCGCUUCACAGAUCAAGGACACGAAGGCGGCGCAGGAGGUGACGGCGCUUAAAGCGUUCUACGCGAUGCUGGGGCAGGACAGUGCGCGCGCAUUCUACGGCCCCGGCCACGUCCGCGCUGCCGCCGAGCUGGGCGCCAUCCAGACGCUGCUCCUCUCGGACACCCUCUUCCGCGUCAAUGAUAUCGCCAAGAGGGCAGCAUACGCGCAGCUGGUUGAGGGGGUGAGGGAGAGUGGGGGAGAGGCUCUCGUGUUUUCUGGCGCGCAUGUGUCGGGAGAACAGCUUGAUCAGCUGUCAGGAGUUGCUGCGAUCCUCCGAUUCCCAUUGCCAGACUUGGAGGACCAGGAGCUCGACCCAGAAUUGUGA
Coccomyxa subellipsoidea C-169 is the source of this 1146-nucleotide messenger RNA. Its product is annotated as Dom34 protein. The coding region runs from base 1 to 1146 and encodes 381 amino acids. Gene Ontology annotation, biological process: nonfunctional rRNA decay; nuclear-transcribed mRNA catabolic process, no-go decay; nuclear-transcribed mRNA catabolic process, non-stop decay. Gene Ontology annotation, cellular component: cytoplasm. NCBI's taxonomy places the organism in Eukaryota, Viridiplantae, Chlorophyta, Trebouxiophyceae, Coccomyxaceae. The transcript has 8 exons. The record is from RefSeq and is a predicted model, not a curated record.